This is a messenger RNA of Myotis daubentonii (Daubenton's bat), 3438 nucleotides long. RefSeq names its product 5'-3' exoribonuclease 2 (gene XRN2). Gene Ontology annotation, cellular component: nucleus. The record is from RefSeq and is a predicted model, not a curated record. Gene Ontology annotation, biological process: nuclear-transcribed mRNA catabolic process. NCBI's taxonomy places the organism in Eukaryota, Metazoa, Chordata, Mammalia, Chiroptera, Vespertilionidae. Gene Ontology annotation, molecular function: 5'-3' RNA exonuclease activity; RNA binding.
GGUGAACACGUGGGCGGAAGUGCACGUGCCCGCGGCCGCCGCUCCUGUCUGUCUCAAGGGUUACGUUCGUCCACGGGCUGCGCCGCCGCCUCCAGCCAGGCGCCGUUAUGGGAGUCCCGGCGUUCUUCCGCUGGCUCAGCCGCAAAUACCCGUCCAUCAUCGUCAACUGCGUAGAAGAGAAGCCCAAAGAAUGCAAUGGUGUAAAGGUUCCUGUUGAUGCCAGUAAACCUAAUCCAAAUGAUGUGGAGUUUGAUAAUCUGUAUUUGGACAUGAAUGGAAUCAUCCAUCCCUGUACUCAUCCUGAAGACAAACCAGCACCAAAAAACGAAGAUGAAAUGAUGGUUGCAAUUUUUGAGUACAUUGACAGACUUUUCAAUAUUGUAAGACCACGACGACUUCUCUACAUGGCAAUAGAUGGAGUGGCACCACGUGCUAAAAUGAAUCAACAGCGUUCUAGGAGGUUCAGAGCAUCCAAAGAAGGAAUGGAAGCAGCAGUAGAGAAGCAGCGAGUCAGGGAAGAAAUACUGGCAAAAGGUGGCUUUCUUCCUCCAGAGGAAAUAAAAGAAAGAUUUGAUAGCAACUGUAUUACACCAGGAACUGAAUUCAUGGACAAUCUUGCUAAAUGUCUUCGCUAUUACAUAGCUGAUCGUUUAAAUAAUGACCCUGGGUGGAAAAAUUUGACAGUUAUUUUAUCAGAUGCUAGUGCUCCUGGUGAAGGAGAACAUAAAAUCAUGGAUUACAUUAGAAGACAAAGAGCCCAGCCUAACCAUGACCCAAACACUCAUCAUUGCCUAUGUGGAGCAGAUGCUGAUCUCAUCAUGCUCGGCCUUGCUACACACGAACCCAACUUUACCAUUAUUAGAGAAGAAUUCAAACCAAACAAACCCAAACCCUGUGGUCUUUGUAAUCAGUUUGGACACGAGGUCAAGGACUGUGAAGGUUUGCCAAGAGAAAAGAAGGGAAAGCACGAUGAACUUGCAGAUAGUCUUCCUUGCGCAGAGGGAGAGUUUAUCUUCCUUCGUCUUAAUGUUCUUCGUGAGUAUUUGGAAAGAGAGCUCACCAUGGCCAGCCUUCCAUUCACAUUUGAUGUUGAGAGGAGCAUUGAUGACUGGGUCUUCAUGUGCUUCUUUGUGGGAAAUGACUUUCUUCCUCAUCUGCCAUCGUUAGAAAUUAGGGAAGGUGCAAUUGAUCGUUUGGUCAACAUAUACAAAAAUGUGGUACACAAAACUGGGGGUUACCUAACAGAAAGUGGUUAUGUCAAUCUGCAAAGAGUACAGAUGAUCAUGUUAGCAGUUGGUGAAGUUGAGGAUAGCAUUUUUAAAAAGAGAAAGGAUGAUGAGGACAGUUUUAGAAGACGUCAGAAAGAAAAAAGAAAGAGAAUGAAGAGAGAUCAACCAGCUUUCACUCCUGGUGGAAUAUUGACUCCUCAUGCCUUGGGUUCAAGAAAUUCAGGUUCUCAAGUAGCCAAUAAUCCGAGACAAGCAGCCUAUGAAAUGAGGAUGCAGAAUAACUCUAGUCCUUCAGUAUCUCCUAAUACAAGUUUCACUUCUGAUGGUUCCCCAUCUCCGUUAGGAGGAAUGAAGCGAAAAGCAGAUGACAGUGACAGUGAACCUGAGCCAGAGGAUAAUGUCAGGCUAUGGGAAGCUGGUUGGAAGCAGCGGUACUACAAGAACAAAUUUGAUGUUGACGCGGCUGAUGAGAAAUUUCGUCGUAAAGUUGUACAAUCUUAUGUUGAAGGGCUCUGCUGGGUUCUUCGAUAUUAUUACCAGGGCUGUGCUUCCUGGAAGUGGUAUUACCCGUUCCAUUAUGCACCAUUUGCUUCAGACUUUGAAGGUAUUGCGGACUUGCCUUCUGAUUUUGAGAAGGGCACUAAACCGUUUAAACCACUGGAACAACUUAUGGGAGUUUUUCCAGCUGCAAGUGGUAACUUUCUACCUCCAUCAUGGCGAAAGCUCAUGAGUGAUCCAGAUUCCAGUAUAAUUGACUUUUACCCUGAAGAUUUUGCUAUUGAUUUGAAUGGAAAGAAAUAUGCAUGGCAAGGUGUUGCUCUGUUGCCAUUUGUGGAUGAGCGCAGGCUGCGAGCUGCCCUUGAAGAGGUAUACCCAGACCUCACUCCAGAAGAGACUAGAAGAAACAGUCUUGGAGGUGAUGUCUUAUUUGUAGGGAAACAUCAUCAACUCCAUGACUUCAUCUCAGAGCUAUACCAGAUAGGUUCCACAGAGCCAGUGGAUGUACCACCUGAAUUAUGUCAUGGGAUUCAAGGAAAGUUUUCUUUGGAUGAAGAAGCCAUUCUUCCAGAUCAAGUAGUAUGUUCUCCUGUUCCCAUGUUACGGGAUCUGACACAGAACACUGCAAUCAGUAUUAAUUUUAAAGACCCACAGUUUGCCGAAGAUUACAUUUUUAAAGCUGUAAUGCUUCCGGGAGCAAGAAAACCAGCACCGGUACUGAAACCUGGUGACUGGGAAAAAUCCAGCAAUGGACGGCAGUGGAAGCCCCAGCUUGGCUUUAAUCGGGACCGGCGGCCUGUCCACCUGGAUCAGGCAGCAUUCAGGACUUUGGGCCAUGUUAUGCCAAGAGGCUCAGGAACUGGCAUUUACAGCAAUGCUGCCCCACCACCUGUAAAUUAUCAGGGAAACUUAUACAGGCCGCUGUUGAGAGGACAAGCCCAGAUUCCAAAACUUAUGUCAAAUAUGAGGCCCCAGGAUUCCUGGCGAGGACCUCCUCCCCUUUUCCAGCAGCAAAGAUUUGACAGAGGUGUUGGGGCUGAACCUCUACUGCCAUGGAACCGGAUGCUCCAGACCCAAAAUGCAGGCUUUCAGCCAAACCAAUACCAGAUGCUAGCCGGGCCUGGCGGGUAUCCACCCAGACGCGAUGAUCGUGGCGGGAGACAGGGAUAUCCCAGAGAAGGAAGGAAGUACCCUUUGCCACCACCCUCAGGAAGAUACAAUUGGAAUUAGGCUUUUGUAAAGCUUUCCCAAAUCCUUUCAUCAUUCUACAAUUUUAUGCUAUUUGUGGAAAGAUUUCUUUCUCAAGUAGUAGUUUUUAAGAAAACUGCAGUACUUUGUGUAUUUCUUUUAACUGUAUAUUUCUACUGAUCUGAUCUCACUGUUUUAUGUUGCUUUCCAAAGAUGUGUGUUGCAUAAUACAGUGGAUCUGAAUUUAUUAUUGCUUGUAAAACAUUUUGAUGGAAUAGGAAUACUGGUUUUUCAUUAUGGUUAAAAAUCAAACCAGCUGUGGAUUUCAAAACACAGUGUAUUCUAGAUCAUCUAAGAUCCAUGCUGAUUUUUAAUGCACAAGAAUUAGGUAUGAACUCUUAAGCUGGAACCCUCAGCCAAUUAGAGUAUAUAUAUUGUUCGGUAUUUCUUUGGAAACAUUUCAUUAAUGUACUUGUCUUACGGAAAUUUCUGGACUUUAGUAAAAACAAACAAAAUUUUAAAA